Messenger RNA from Labrus mixtus (cuckoo wrasse), 8484 nucleotides. It is a transcript of the gene camta2, whose product is annotated as calmodulin binding transcription activator 2. The record is from RefSeq and is a predicted model, not a curated record. The transcript is spliced from 25 exons. The coding region runs from base 122 to 4906 and encodes 1594 amino acids. Gene Ontology annotation, cellular component: nucleus. Gene Ontology annotation, molecular function: transcription coregulator activity; protein binding; double-stranded DNA binding. NCBI's taxonomy places the organism in Eukaryota, Metazoa, Chordata, Actinopteri, Labriformes, Labridae. Gene Ontology annotation, biological process: regulation of transcription by RNA polymerase II.
UCUCCCAUAACUACGUGAUGACGUCAGCGAGGGAGAAGAUGGCGACUGUGCUGAAGGCGGAAGCGGGGCAGUGCGGGCGGCCGUGCGUUGUGUGAGACUCUUCCUGCAUGGACUUGCCGCCAUGAGCAACAAGGAGAUGGUUUCCACGGAGACAGAGAACAAAGGACAGAGGAAAGUGUUUCUUCCUAACAAGUUGUUGGAGUGUCUCCCUCGUUUGUCCAGUCUGCCUAACGAGCGGCUCAGGUGGAACACUAACGAGGAGAUCGCGUCUUACCUCAUAUCAUUUGAAAGACAUGAUGAGUGGCUCUCCUGCUCCCUGAAGACCAGGCCGAAGAACGGCAGCAUCAUCCUCUACAACAGGAAGAAGGUCAAGUACAGGAAGGACGGAUACUGCUGGAAGAAGAGGAAGGAUGGAAAGACGACCAGAGAGGACCACAUGAAGCUCAAGGUCCAGGGCAUGGAGUGUCUCUACGGCUGCUACGUCCAUUCCUCCAUCGUGCCAACAUUCCACAGACGAUGCUACUGGCUGCUGCAGAACCCAGACAUCGUUCUGGUCCACUACCUGAACGUGCCGUCCCUGGAGGAUUCUGGGAAAUGCAGUCCGCUGCUGUGUGCCGUGGCCGACCGCCAUGACAGCGUGAGGUGGAGCCGAGACGACCUGCUGAACCAGCUCAAACCCAUGUUUCACAGUAUGAAGUGUUCGUUGGGUUCAGGGGAUUUUAGUAUCGAGGAGUUGGUUCAACACAUUCUGGACCGACAGAGAACCAAACCACAGCCACGCACACACGCCUGCCUUUGUAACACCGGCCAGGUUUCUUCAGGAGUGAACAUUCCUCACCGCUGUAACAGCACCAAGCAUCGCAUCAUCUCCCCCAAACUGCCCCCGUCCUCCUGCAGACCCUCGUCCUCCCCGAUCUCCUCCGAGGGGGGGGAGGCAGGGCGAGGAGGGGGAGGAGAAACCAAACUGCCCCACCUCCAGACUCAGAGCAGCCCCGCCUCGUCUCCCUGCCCGUCGACCACCUCCGCCUCCUCCCCUCCUCAGCCGCACAGAGCCACCAUUACCGUGGGUACCCAUAGCAACGGCUUCUAUGGCGACCGCCACAGCAACAUGACGACGGUCGCACUGCCCCAGAACGCUGUGAUCGUCAUGGCAACAGCCAUGGCAGGAGGAGGAGGAGGCGGGGCCAGGGUCGAGGAGGCGGGACAAGGGAGGAGCCUGUCACUCACGCACUCUGGCCAGUUGCUGCUCUCCCCCGCCGGAAAACCCGCCUCCCCCUCGCCUCCCUCCUCCACCUCCCCCGCCCCUGCCUCUCUCACCCCCCCCUCUGUCCAGGCCACCCUCUCCCUCACCCUCCUCCCCUCACCUGUCAUAGGAGGCCUCCUCCUCACCCCCUCCUCCUCCAACACCUCCUCGUCCCUGUGCUCCCCUCCCCCUACUGCCUCCCCUCCAUCUCCCCCUUCCUCACCCUCACCGCCCCCACCUCCCGCCUCCCUCCCUCCGGCGUUCGACCCCGACUCCUUUCUAAACUCGCCAAAACAGGGUCAGACCUACGGUGGUCCACCGCCUCCCUCCUCCUCCCCCUCCCCAGUCCUCUGCUCCUCCUCCUCCCCGCUCUCUCCCCCAUCCCUCGCUCUCUCUCUCUCCCCCACGUCCACCCCUCCGUCCUCUGUCUCUCCUCCGUCCUCUCUCUCCUCCCUCUCCUCCUCCUUCUCCUCCUCUGAAGCAGACAGGAGAGACCCCGCUGUCCCCCUCCCCUCCUCCUCCUCCUCUCUCCCCCCCUCUCUCUCCCUCGCCCUGUCUCCCACCUCCUCUGUGGCCCAGUCGGUCCUCCCCCUCUGCUUGGAGCUGGGAGCUCUUGGUGAGACAGAGGGAGGGAGAGAGGAGGAGGUGGGUGGAGAUGAUGAUGAUGAUGAUGAAGGCAGUGCUCCACCCACAAAGCUGGCUCUGCUGCAGACAAGCCACACCCCAUCCAGCUCGUCUCCACGACAACAGGCAGGAGGAAGCACCGCCUCGCUGCUCCUGGUUUGCCCGGACUCUGCAGGCCGAUCCACCAAGACGCCCUGUCAGACGCAGCAACAGGCUGAUGGACAGCAGCCAUUGGUCACUGCGCAGCCCUGCAAUCACCUGACUGCACAUGAAGCCCCGCCCCCUGCCGCGAUGUCCCAUCAGCCCCUGGUGUUGCAGCAGAGUCAGUCGGUGUUUGCUAACGAGAAACCUGGUGUGGCGUUUAGCCUGGGGAACAGUGACACUGACGCCGCCUCCACUACUGUCGCGAUGGAUACCUCUCACCCCGCAUCAACCGCGGUCCAGGUGAAAGAGGAGGGUAGGCGGGACUACGACUCCGAGGACAACCGCAUGGACACACACCUGGAGGAGGAGGAGGCGGAGCCCUGUGAGCGGGGAGGGGAGGAGCUCGACAUCUCCUUCGACAGCCAGUUUCCCGACCUCAUCUCUGACCUCAUCACAGAGGAGGCCAAUCCUGUUGCAGCUCAUCCAGCCGCCGCCCCCGCCACCCCCGCCGCCGCACAGAGCCCGGCCGUGUUCCCGGCCGGGGUCCGCUACAUGGUGCCCCCCCAGCCCUCCCCCUCCUCCUCCUUCCUCCCGUUUCCUCACCCGCUGCCCUCUUCCUCCACCACCCGCCUGGCCUCCAUCACAGACUUCUCCCCCGAGUGGUCGUACCCCGAGGGAGGUGUGAAGGUGUUGAUCACAGGGCCGUGGAGCGAGCUGUCGGGUCGAUACUCGUGUGUUUUCGAUCAGAGCACCGUGCCCGCGUCGCUGAUCCAGCCUGGAGUGCUGCGCUGCUACUGCCCCGCGCACGAGGCCGGCCUGGUGUGUCUGCAGGUCCUCGAGUCCGGAGGGUCCGUCUCCUCGUCGGUUCUGUUUGAGUACAGAGCCAGGAACGCCAGCUCUCUGCCCAGCUCGCAGCUCGACUGGCUCUCAUUGGACGAUAAUCAGUUCAGGAUGUCGAUCCUGGAGCGGCUGGAGCAGAUGGAGCGCAGGAUGGCAGAGAUGGCGUCCCGUGACAACCACCACCACCAGCAGCAGCAACAUCAUCAUCAUCAUCAUCAUCAUCAUCAACAUGGCAACCAGCUGGCCACGCCCCCUCCCCCACCGCUACCUGAGGACCAUGAACAGUCGUCUCAGUGGUUUGAGAGGAGGAUUGUGGGAGUGUGUGAGCGGAUGAUGAAGGGAGGACGUUGGGGCGGAGGAGGAGGAGAGAGGCUUCAUCACUCGGUGCGUCACCGCGGAAUGACGCUGCUCCACCUGGCUGCUGCACAGGGAUACACACACCUGAUACACACUCUGAUCCACUGGAGGAGUGUGAACAGCGACAGUUUGGACCUGGAGCAGGAGGUCGACCCGCUCAACAUCGACCACUUCUCCUGCACGCCGCUGAUGUGGGCGUGUGCUCUCGGCCACCAGAGGGCAGCAGAGCUCCUGUACGGAUGGAACAGUUCGGCUUUGGGGAUUCCUGACUCGCUCGGCCGACUGCCGCUCGCCGUGGCUCGUUCCCGCGGACACACCCGCCUCGCCAUGGCGCUGGAGGAGCUGCACACGCACGCACACAUGACACCCGGGGACACGCACACACCUCCGGAUGACACGGCGACAGCAGUGACGCCGCAACCGCAGCUGCCCCCGUCUCCGCUCUCCACCAGCCCGGACACAGGUCUGAGCUCCUCCAGCAGCCUCCCCUCCCCCAGCGACCCCUCGUCACCUUCACCAAGCUCCGCCUACUCCAGUGGCCCCGCCCCCAUGGACACCUCCCCUUCCUCCCUCUCGUCUCCUUCCUCCUCCUCUUCGUCUCUGCCUGUCUCCCCUCCCUCCCCCUCCUCCCUCCCCCUGUCCUCUCUCCCUCCUGUGUCUAUGUGGGCGGAGGAGCCUAAUGCCGGGCUGAGCACAGGUUUGACCCCGUGCGGCUCCAGAGACUCUCCUCUGUACCUCAUGGACUACGAGAACGCCUCUCCCCCCUCCCCCGGCCACACGUACCCGCACACUCGAACGGUUGGCGGGCGGCGAGCUCACAUGGCUGCGACACUGGAGGAGCAGCUGCUGAGCUACAGUGAGAACGCCGAGAAUGAAGGCGAGGAGGAGGAGUACCUGGAGGAGGAGGUGCUGCAGGUUGACAUGGCAACGCUGGCAGAGCAAAUCAUCGAGGCGACCCCCGAACGAAUCAAGCAGGAGGACUUCCCCAGGGGGGCAGAGUCACCCCUCCGAGAGAGGCGGGAAAACCCGGCCAUACAGGACACAUGGCUGGCCACGUACCUGGACACGGUGGACGCCCACACACACUCCCCGCCCAGGCGGGUGUGCCCCCCGUCACCCCUCAGCGCUCUGGCUCUCCAGAGGCUCCGCCCCCCCUCCUCUGCAGCUUGGGCGGAGUUCCUGAACGCCUCAGCCAAUGGGAAGAUGGAGAGAGACUUCGCCCUUCUUACACUGACGGACGGAGAGCAGAGGGAGCUGUACGAGGCCGCCAGGAUCAUCCAGAACGCUUUCAGACGUUACAAGGGUCGGAGGUUAAAGGAGCAGCAGGACAUGGCUGCAGCCGUCAUCCAGAGAUGCUACAGGAAGUACAAACAGUACGCUCUCUAUAAGAAGAUGACCCAGGCGGCCAUCUUGAUUCAGUCUAAGUUCCGGUCGUACUACGAGCAGAAGCGUUUCCAGCAGAGUCGGCGUGCGGCCGUCCUCAUCCAGCAGUACUACCGCAGCUACAAGGAGUACGAGAGGCUGAAACAGGCGCCGAGAGGAGCUGCCAGCCACAACCCCAAGAUCAAGGGGUCGUUCUUGACGAAGAAACAGGACCAGGCAGCCCGGAAGAUCAUGAGGUUCCUGAGACGCUGCAGACACAGGAUCAAAGAGCUGAAGCAGACGAGGGAGCUGGAGAGGAGAGGACUGACCACCUAAAACUUUAACUCACUUCAUCCAGGAGGAGAGGAGGAGAGACAGACGGGCGAUGGAGGAGGAGAGACAGACGGGCGAUGGAGGAGGAGGAGAGACAGACGGGCGAUGGAAGAGAGGGAGGAGAGACAGACGGUUGACGGAGGAGAGACAGACGGGCGAUGGAAGAGGCGAGACAGACGGUUGAUGGAGGAGGAGAGACAGACGGUUGAUGGAGGAGGAGAGACAGACGGUUGAUGGAGGAGGAGAGACAGACGGUUGAUGGAGGAGGAGAGACAGACGGGUGCCUUACUCCACACCCAAACUUGUUUCUUCAUUUCCUCCGCCUCUUUGAAUUUUUAUAUAUCUAUCCGUCUGUCUGUCUGUGUGUCUGUCUGUGUGUGUGUGUGUGUGUGUGUGUGUGUGUGUCUGUCUGUCUGUCUGUCUGUCUGUCUGUCUGUCUGUCCACAUCAUCUGAAGACACACUCCUCCGUCUCGUCCCUCCUGAGAGACACAGCUGAGGGUAAAACCAGCUUCUCUGCCUCCCAGAAUCCUUUGCUGUUGUGGCGUGAGGACUGAGAGACAGGCGUUGUGUUUGAGGGUCGUCUGAACAAUCAGAAAUGAGAUGUUGGUGGUGUGUACAUGAGUCUAACAAAGUACUUUAAAUCUAUUUAAACACAAUCACAUAUUUACAAACGUAUAGAAAUCUAAAUAUAUAUUCUAAUGUGGACUUUAUAGAUGCUAUGGAUGUUUUUAUUUAUUACAGCAUGAACUGUUAAUGUGACCGUAUGAGUGUGUGUGUGACUGUGUGUGUGCUGACUGUAAGGUCGAGUCUUAAGGAACCCCUCUGACCUCUGACCUCAGACUGAGGGUGUAAUCAUUGAUGCUUCUUUGGAUACCUUGUGUUUAAACCAAUACAAUCUAAAUGUUAACGAUCGUUAGAACAUCUGUUUCAUGAGACGGCCAACAAACCCAGAAGGAAAAUAUAAACAUUACGUUUUUGUAGAGUUGAGACCGUGACAAUUUCACCACAAAGAGACACUAAAAGACUACAAAGAGACACAUUAGGACUACAAAUAGACAUUAGGACUACAGAGAGACAUUAGGACUACAAAUAGACAUUAGGACUACAGAGAGACAAAGGACUACAGAGAGACAUUAAGACUACAAAGAGAUACAAAGGACUACAGAGAUACAAAGGACUACAGAGAGGCAUUAGGACUACAAAGAGACACAAAGGACUACAGAGAGACAUUAGGACUACAAAGAGAGACAAAGGACUACAGAGAGACAUUAGGACUACAGAGAGACAUUAGGACUACAAAGAGACACAAAAGACUACAGAGAGACAUUAGGACUACAGAGAGACAUUAAGACUACAAAGAGAGACAAAGGACUACAGAGAGACAUUAGGACUACAGAGAGACAUUAAGACUACAAAGAGAUACAAAGGACUACAGAGAUACAAAGGACUACAGAGAGGCAUUAGGACUACAAAGAGACACAAAGGACUACAGAGAGACAUUAGGACUACAAAGAGAGACAAAGGACUACAGAGAGACAUUAGGACUACAGAGAGACAUUAGGACUACAAAGAGACACAAAGGACUACAGAGACACAUUAAGACUACAAAGAGAUACAAAGGACUACAGAGAGACAAAGGACUACAGAGACACAUUAAGACUACAAAGAGAUACAAAGGACUACAGAGAGACAUUAGGACUACAGAGAGACAUUAGGACUACAGAGAGACAUUAGGACUACAAAGAGACACAAAGGACUACAGAGAGACAUUAGGACUACAGAGAGACAUUAGGACUACAAAGAGAGACAUUAGGACUACAAAGAGACAUUAGGACUACAAAGAGAGACAAAAGGACUACAGAGAGACAAAGGACUACAGAGAGACAAAGGACUACAGAGAGACAUUAGGACUACAAAGAGAGACAAAGGACUACAGAGAGACAUUAGGACUACAGAGAGACAUUAGGACUACAAAGAGAGACAAAGGACUACAGAGAGACAUUAGGACUACAGAGAGACAUUAGGACUACAAAGAGAGACAAAGGACUACAGAGAGACAUUAGGACUACAAAGAGACAAAAAGGACUACAGAGAGAGACAUUAGGACUACAAAGAGACAUUAGGACUACAGAGAGACAUUAGGACUACAAAGAGAGACAAAAGGACUACAGAGAGACAUUAGGACUACAAAGAGAGACAAAGGACUACAGAGAGACAUUAGGACUACAGAGACACAUUAAGACUACAAAGAGAGACAAAGGACUACAGAGAGACAUUAGGACUACAGAGAGACAUUAGGACUACAAAGAGACACAAAGGACUACAGAGAGACAUUAGGACUACAAAGAGACAUUAGGACUACAGAGAGACAUUAGGACUACAAAGAGAGACAAAAGGACUACAGAGAGACAAAGGACUACAGAGAGACAUUAGGACUACAAAGAGAGACAAAGGACUACAGAGAGACAUUAGGACUACAAAGAGACACAAAGGACUACAGAGAGACAUUAGGACUACAGAGAGACAUUAGGACUACAAAGAGAGACAUUAGGACUACAGAGAGACAUUAUGACUACAAAGAGAGACAAAGGACUACAGAGAGACAUUAGGACUACAAAGAGACAUUAGGACUACAGAGAGACAUUAGGACUACAAAGAGAGACAAAGGGCUACAGAGAGACAUUAGGACUACAAAGAGACACAAAGGACUACAAAGAGACACAUUAGGACUACAAAGAGACACAAAGGACUACAAAGAGACACAAAGGACUACAAAGAGAGACAUUUGGACUACAGUUUGUAGUUUGGGCACCAAUAGCCUAGUGGUUAUUUCAUGCGCCCAAUGUACAGAGACUAUAUUCCUUGGCGUGGGUGUGAAUCUGACCUCGGCCCUUUGCUGCAUGCCGUCCCCCCACUCUGUCCACCCAACAUUUCCUGUCUCUCUUCAGCUGUCCUAUCUCAAAAAUAACAACAAAAAAGACUACAGAGAGACUCAAGAGGAAGUGACGCAGAAUAAAGUUCUUCAAAAGGGACCUGGGAGACACAACACAAGGACAAAUCAGCCAAUCAGAGCACAGCUGAGCUGCACGCGGCCUCAUAUCUCCUCUUAGGAAACACUGCAGAGGACCGUGAUGUAACUCUGACAUCACUUCUGGUCUGAUGAUGUCACAGGUCAGACCAUGGGGGGCAUGGGGGGGGUUCCCUUUUAACUGUACGUCUGGCAACUUUCAGGACAACAACGCCGUUUUCACUGUCACACGUCCAAAACGAGACUCCCUGAUUUGUUUGACAAGUGUGAACAGACUGAAUGACUCUGGGCUGUUGUCAUGGAAACCACAGCCUCUAGAGCCCAGCAUGAUUUCCUCAUCGGCAGGUGUUUGACACGUUUGUCUUUGGCUUGUUUUCAAUUUGACCAGAAAUACAUCUUCACUUGUUGUUUCUUCUUCUUCAGUUUCUUCUUCUUUGGCUGUUGCAGUGAUGCUUUGCAUGAGUUUGUAUAAACUGUUCUACAUUUCAAAUCCUUUCAGAUGAAAUACAGCUUUCUGUGAGUCAGCUGAAUAAAUCAGCCGUUUGCAUUUGU